Messenger RNA from Lachancea meyersii CBS 8951, 504 nucleotides. NCBI's taxonomy places the organism in Eukaryota, Fungi, Ascomycota, Saccharomycetes, Saccharomycetales, Saccharomycetaceae. The record is from the annotation of a GenBank genome assembly.
AUGGCUUUGGGUAUCAAGCAGUUCAUCAACUUCGCGGGCAUUGCGCGCGAUUUGAAAAGUUUCAAUUUCAGUGUUUACGGCCAGUGGUUCGGAUACAUCAACAUUAUACUAUGCAUAGCGCUCGGAAUCGCCAACCUAUUCCACGUGAGCGGGGUGAUCGUGUUUGGCAUCAUCGCGAUAAUACAAGGAAUGGUUGUUCUCUUCAUCGAGAUUCCCUUUUUGCUGAAAAUUUGCCCUUUGAGCGACAACUUCAUUGAGUUCAUCAAACGGUUCGCGACCAAUGGUAAACGAGCGCUGUUCUACCUAGCAAUGGCCGCAAUUCAGUACUGCUCGAUGUCCGUGAUGGUCACCAGCCUGGUGGUCGUUGCUGUCGGGCUGACAAUCUCGUCGCUGAGCUACGGAGUAGCAGUUGUGAAGCACCAGCAGUUCCAGAACACCAGCGUGAUCAAAAACCCGGCCGACGACGAUUUCCCGCACGAGGCUGUGGUGCGUGAAAUGCUGUAG